Rhinopithecus roxellana (golden snub-nosed monkey) is the source of this 1553-nucleotide messenger RNA. RefSeq lists its product as uncharacterized. NCBI's taxonomy places the organism in Eukaryota, Metazoa, Chordata, Mammalia, Primates, Cercopithecidae. The record is from RefSeq and is a predicted model, not a curated record. The transcript has a single exon.
CAAAACCCCGCUGGAGGUGGUUGGCUCCGAUCGCGUGCAUGGUUUGCUUGGCUGAUGUAAGACACCAGCGCGAAGGCCUGUUACCGCCCCUCUGGCAGAGAUAAAUUAAGCGUUAUUAUUGCAAAUGCACCCUCUCUGGAUCUGCUCCCCAUGACUGUUCCGUGUGUCAAAACCACCGCUUCCACCAGGCAGCCACAAGGGCGAGACCAAUUACCGCUUUCCCCAUGGUUGCGCCAAAGCACGCAGCCAACGAGGGCUCCAAGCCGGGACCCUGGUUGAGAAAAACCUGGGGCAUCCGGCGGCACGGAGGGUGGGAACCAGAUGAGCCCCCGCCUCCACGCAUGGUGCCCACAGUCACUCCCCCGCCUUGGUCCUCCUGUGCCAAAAAAAAAAAAAAAAAAAAAAAAAAAGCCCAUCAUGCGCCCGCAGAGAGCUCUGAGGAGACACGGGAUGAAGGCAGGGUCCGCGGAGAGGUGGCAAGCUAAAUUCUGAGAAGCCGCUUCGACCCUGACCCUGGCGUCGCCCCUCCGUGGUGCAGGUAGCACCGGAGUUGCGCUCGAACGGACAGCUGCACGCCCAUCCCAGUCUCACCGAGCCUUUCUAAGAGGAAAUGCCAGGCCCGGGCGCCCCUACCCCAAGGCGGUGAUCCUGUGAAGCUCGGGCCACCUCAGGGUCCAGCGCCCUCAGGGAUGGAUGGUGUUGGCACCGAGGGAUGAGGCCGUUCCCCCUCUUUGGUGAACGGAGAAGCUCUUGGCGUAGUUCCCUCGCAGUCUUGGGGUCCCCAGGCCGUGAUGGGGUGAGCAGGGCGUGCGGCGUGGCCUGGGAUGCGAGACCAGUCCGGAGCACCCCCGCGUCAGCUGCGGGAAGCAGGGCCCGCCCGGAGAUUUAUGGCCGCAGCCGGCCCCCUGCGCACCAAGCGCGUCUCCGUCCUUUCCCAGCCAAACAGUGGAGUGGAGGACCCGACCCCGGCUGGAGGAAGAGGCCAGGGCCGGAGGCGGGGCCGAGAGGAGCUGGAAUCCAUCGGGGCUGGGCCUGGCGCAUCAGUCCCAAUUCUGCCCGCCUUGCGCCCUGGUCUCGGUGGGGUGUGGGGCGAUGGCACCGCGUCCCUGGUCUUCCAGGCAGGUUCGGGCAGCUCCCGGCUGGGUUGGCCCGGCCGCGACUUGGCGCUGUAUCGCGGCUGGGUCUGUCGCAGCGAGGGGACGGCGAACGUGGCUUUCCCGGGCACAGCCUCUCCGGGUUUUAGCCGCGCCCGCCAGACACGGGACCUGCGGAAACCGGAGCUUAAGACACCCAGCCACAAGGCCUCUGAGCGGGCAGCAGAAGCCGGCAAUCCCUCAGGGGGUGCCCUUCACCGAGAUGCCAGCGGAGAGUGGGGGGCUUCGGUCCCCGCCUGGAAAGGCGGUUGGGGCGAUGGGUGAAGUGGCUCGGGUGGCCGCGCCAAGGAAACGAUACUGGCUUUUUCUUCCCCCGCUGGGGGAAGGAUAAGGGGAGAACGUGUCCAAGCGGCCAGUAACACCAGAAUUUGGGAAGAACCGGGUUCAACGCCGAAUUGA